Brassica napus (rape) is the source of this 2410-nucleotide messenger RNA. RefSeq names its product putative FBD-associated F-box protein At1g05080. The record is from RefSeq and is a predicted model, not a curated record. The transcript has 2 exons. Gene Ontology annotation, molecular function: protein binding. Bases 991 to 2043 code for a protein of 350 amino acids. Lineage: Eukaryota; Viridiplantae; Streptophyta; Magnoliopsida; Brassicales; Brassicaceae.
AUUUAUUGGAUUUUCAUGACACGUGAAAAAAGAAGAACAAACCGAUGAAUAAUAAUCAGUGCAAUUAUUUUUCAUAUUCAAAAUCAAAAAAAAAACACAUAUCCGAAUAUAUCAUAUUAGCUAGAACUUACUUGGCUCCAGUAGAAAAGAUGAAAAUUUUGUAGAGACAAACGUGACUUGCUUUUCCUUUUUAACAACGUGACUUGUUUAUGUAAGUUGAAGAAAAUAAAAUAAAGGAAAAUCUGUAUAAACAUCAUGAUAAAGUCAAAACAAGUCAUAAUUCACAUGUUUAUCUUUGUUAUUGUAAAAUUUAAAUGGUAAAAUCACAUAUUUAUCUCAACACACAUAUUUAUCUAAUUUUAAUGAUAUUAUUUUAUUAAUUUCGAAUUUAUAUAUUAAUUUCGAAUUAUAUCUUGGGUAAAAAGGUCAAUUCAUAAUUAAGAAAGUGUAUUUUUCAAAAGUUAAAAUAGAAAAUACAAUUAUCAAAUUUCAAAUCCUAAAUAGGGUAUUUUGCAAAUUAUCCCUUUAUGUUUACUAUCUGUUCAUUUAUUUCUCUUUUUUCAGUUUUUUUUUCAAUUCAAUUUUUUAGAUGAUUUUUUCUUCCAACAUUUUGUUCAAUUCAUUUUGUUCAACAAUGGGGGUCACCAAUUGAAGCUUUAAUUGUAUGUUUGAAAACAUGUAUUAGAUUAGGUAAUUCUAUGAAUGGUUUCUUUUUAAAGAAAAAUUAAUUAAAUAAAUGGUUUUUUUUAAAAAAAAUUAAUUAAAUAAAAAAAAUUCAUCAACCAAUCAAAUUAUAAUAAUUAAUUGGAAAGCUCUCCUAUGAAAGACACGUUAUCAGAAAUUAAUUAAAUGACUUCUCAAUUAAUAUAGAUAUAUAUAUAUAGGAGGAUAGGAGGAUUAGAUUUUACAAUGCAAGACCUAAAAAAUAAUAAUAAUAAAGACUUUCUCUAGACGAGCCGAUCUCAUUCUCGUAGGGUUUUGCUUGGUAAGAUGUCGGAAGCCAAAGUUGAAGAGAGAGUUUGUGAGGACAGGAUUAGUGAGUUACCAGAUGAUUUGAUCGUGGCGAUAUUGAGCCUUAUCCCUACAAAAGACGCAGUGGCCACCAUGUUUAUGUCAAAAAGGUGGCUCUCUAUUUGGACGAUGGUACCUGUACUUGAUUACAAAGAUGAGAAAGAAGGCAGAAAUAGCGUUUGGUCGUUUCUACACAAGUCGCUGCAAUACCACAAGGCACCUCUAGUAGACACCUUAGCUGUGCUACUCGGUUCACAAUGUCCUACCGAUGUUGAUGUCGGAAAGUGCGUUGCAAACGUUGUUGAUCGUCGCGUACGUGAGAUAAUUUUCGAGCUUGUAUGGUCCGCAGAUCCAACGAGAUUGCCCAACAGCCUUUACUCAUGUGAAUCUCUCAGGGAACUUUCUCUCUCCCACAAGAUUCUUGUGGAUUUCCCUUAUUCUUCUUGUCUUCCAUCCCUAAAAAAACUCGAGCUUUCCUCUGUGGUGUAUAAAGACGACGAUUCUCUCCGUAGGUUUCUAUCGAUUAGCUGCCCUACUCUCAAGGCUUUGUUUGUGACACGGAAAAAGGAUGACAAUUUGAAAACGUUGACCGUGAAAGUUCCUUCCUUAUGGUGCUUAUUAUAUCACAAUUGCUUUAUGAACAAUGAUGUUGAAGAAGAAGACAAUGGUAGGUGCUUAGUUAUUGAUACUCCGGCAUUGGAAGAAUUCCACGUCAUGGAUAUUUCGAGAGACUACUGCUCGACCAAUCAUAUGCCUUGUCUUAAGGGUGCAUAUCUCAGUUCUAACUCUUGCCCUGGUGAAAAGCUUUUAAGAUCUUUUUCUUCUGUCUUGUCUCUUGAGUUGUGCUUGAAUCAUGAAACGCUUGUCUGUUGUAGCACCGUCAACUUUUCUCGACUUGUAAAGUUAAUAAUAGACCCAGAGGAUUCAGAUUGGCUGGAACCACUUAUGCUUUUACUUGGAAAUGCUCCGAAACUAAGAAAUCUUACGGUUGAUGAUGUACGUAUCCUCUUCUUCCACCACAGUAUUAAUUGAAAUAAAAGAAAUUUUUUUUGCUUAGCCAUAUAUAGUUGUUUCUCAGGCAUACAGAGAUCGAUACGAGGAUGUUCUACUUACAUGGAACCAACCCAACUAUGUUCCCGGAUGCUUGUCCUCAACACUCGAAAUAUUUGAGUGGAUAGAAUAUGAAGAUGGAGAAGAAGAGGAAGAAUUCUUGACAUACAUUCUAGCUCACUCUAAGCAUUUAAAGACCGCGACAAUCUCUCUUAGACCCAGCUACGAUCUUCAAGAGCAAGGUUUGAUCAUCGAGGAGUUGAAAGAUAUUCCUAGGGUUUCAACAGCAUCUCAGCUUUUGUUCCGAUGAAAAAAAAAAAAAAAACUCUUAUCAUAUGAGGAAGGUCAG